AUGAGCGGAUACACCAACCCCAACUUGCCCGUCAAGGCCACUACCGCUCGCGUCGGGCGUGAACGGCAACGAUACAAUGAAAAAACCGGAGCUCGGAUCGUCGCUGGCUGUAUAUGCUUGAACGAGUCCAAAACCAAAGUCAUCAUGAUCUCAUCUUCGAAAAACAAAGGCCGGUGGGUCUUGCCCAAGGGAGGCAACGAGUCGGACGAGCUGGAAUUGGAGACUGCCGUGCGUGAAACGUGGGAAGAGGCGGGCGUCGAAGGUAUAAUUGUGAAAAAACUCCCCAUUGUCUUGGACUCAAGAGGGCACAAGGCUCCCGUGAUCCACGGCGAGUUCAAUGAAAUCAUACCCAAGAGCGAGUUCCAUUUCUUUGAGUUGCUGGUGGACCACUUGAGCACCGACUGGCCCGAGCUACACAAGAGAGAGCGAAGAUGGUGCACUUACUCCGAGGCAAAACACGAAUUGUUGAAGCUGAAACGACCCGAGCUUGUUGAAGCGUUGAACCUGAGCUCAAUUAUUAAAGACACAACAAAUGAGAACGUAGAUGAAUAUUAG
Messenger RNA from Lodderomyces beijingensis, 555 nucleotides. NCBI's taxonomy places the organism in Eukaryota, Fungi, Ascomycota, Pichiomycetes, Serinales, Debaryomycetaceae. The record is from the annotation of a GenBank genome assembly.